Molecule: messenger RNA, 7734 nt
Organism: Paramecium pentaurelia
Lineage: Eukaryota; Ciliophora; Oligohymenophorea; Peniculida; Parameciidae
Source: the annotation of a GenBank genome assembly
AUGGUAUCUUAAUCAUUUUUGUAAUUCUUGUUAGCCUAUAUAUAUGUGGAACAAUUAAGAGGUUUAUUACUUAUCAAUAUCAAUAGGUUUUUCAUUAUCACCUGAAGAAAUUAAAUAACCUUAGAUCAUUAACUUAUAUUCUGUGUCUACCAGUCCAUUUUUGGAGUUAGAAAAUUUAUAUGGCUCUAGAUAAGGAGGGACAAGCUUAUACUUGAAGGUAAUGAUAUUUGUAUCUUUAGGCUAUAGGCUUUGAUUCUAUAAUCACUAAUAACUUGAUAUUUGUAGACGAAUAUACUUGUAUCAUAGAUGAAACCUAUGUUAAAGAAUAAGAAUUGUCAUGUAAAACUACUGCACCGUAAGAAAAUGAAUAUUUACUAAAAAAUCUACUUGUGACUGUAUAGGCAUCUGAUAAUAAGAAAUCAGUAUGUACUUCUUAAAAAAAUAAAUGCCUUUUUUCAUAUAUAAAAGAAAAAUCUCCAUAUCUACAUUACAUAAUCCCAUCAAUUGGAUUUGCAAAUUCUGUCUUGUCUACUAAAGGAGAAUGGACAUUGAUAGGUGAAGAGCAUAAUGAAAUUGAGAAAAUUCUUAUUGGACAGAAAUCAUGUGUAAAAAAUCAAUACAGAUUAUUGAAUACCCAAAUAUAUAAGGAUGAAGAUGUAAUAUCCUGUCAAUUGCCUGAAGACCUAAUUUCAUCAAAUUCUUAAGUUAAUGUAGGUACAAGAAGAGGAUACAUCUUAUCUUAAAAAAGUUUUAAGUAAAAAUAAUGUUUUAUAAAAAGAAUGCUUCCAUUAAUAUCUUCUUUAUAAUGGUCAUACGAAAUAAAUGAGUCAUUUAUAUUAAAUAUAAAUGGAUAUGGAUUUAAGAGUGGUUUGACUGAUAAUAUUGUGAAGAUUUCAGGAACUGAUGUUUCAAUAACAGUGUUAGAAGUAUCCACAAAUUAAUUAAAAGUAAAUAAAGUAAAUUAUUUAAGGUCUAAAUACCAAAAAUAACAGAUUAAAUAAUAUUAGAUUAAUUGUAUGGGAGUGACUCAGUAUUCAUUUCUGGAAGUGGAUUAUUUUAUACUAAAUAUGAUUUUAGAGGAUUAACAAAUUAAUAUACUAAUUGUGAUGUUUUUAGAAAUGACAUUUUAUCAGAUUCUUUAGACUUAAAAGCUAGAAUAAUUAAAAAUGGUGUUUAUUCAUAACCAGAUUAUAUUGAUGAAGUUGAAUCUUAAUAUGGAUAAUAUUUUAGAGGUUUUUUUAAAGCAACUUAAACUGGAGAAUAUUAAUUCUUAUUAGCAGCUGAUGACUAUGCUACAUUUUAUAUUCAAACUACUGAAACACUCAAACUAAUUCAUGCUGAUUCUCCAGCUGCUUCAUCAUCAUAAUCUACUUAAUAUAGAAAUUAUUAUGGUGAAUAACUUUGGGAUAAUUAAAAAGUUGUUAAUUCAAUUUCAUAAAUAAUCAAUUUAGAACAGAAUAAAUAUUAUUAUAUUGAAAUUUUUCAUAUUAAUACUGUAGGCAAAGGAUUCCUAACUCUAUCUAUGAAUGCCAACAUUAAUGAGUUGUAAGCACCAAACACAAGAUAAAGUUAAUUAUUUUAAGUAAAAACAUCCUACACACCUUAAAAUGAAAUCUAAGAAAUUAAUAUCUAUAAUUCCUAAGAAAAUUUAUUAUUGUUAGAUACUUUUAAAUUAAAAUUUAAGGACUCUAACCAUGAAUAAUUAUCAUUUAUUACUUAAGAUAUAACUCUUAACUUUAAUAGUGAUUAAAUUUAAAAAGCUCUUUUAGAUUGUUGUAAUUAUUUGACAUAAGUAAAAAUAAAUAAAUUAGAUUAUUCUGGAUUAGUUUUAGAUGAUACUUCUGAAUCAUAUGCUGGUCAUUAAUAUAUAAUAACAUAUCUUUCUCAUAGAGGAUAGAUAGAAGAUCGUUAUCUCCCUGAAUUAAUUUCAAUAUAGGAAUAAUAUAUUGUUAAUGUUCGCACUAUUCAAGAACCUUUAGAUCCUAUUUCUGGAUCUUUCAAAUUAUCAUUAUUUAAUCAAUUCACCCUAUUUGUAGAUUAAAAUAACAACUAAGAAUUAUCCUUUGAUGUUGAUCCUAGUAUUUUGGCUGAUAAUUUUUAUAGAUUAAUAGGUGAAAAGCCAAUUGUUUGGACUGAGGGAAGACCAAAGGAUGGAUAGAUCUGGAAUAUAUUAUUUACCUCUUGUUCAAAUACUAUACAAAAUUUCAAAUAUGAAUAAAAUAAUUUAUAAUCUGGAAAUGGAAAUGUUAAUUUGGAAGUCUUAAAUCUAAAAACUUGUAAUCCUUAUUUGUAUGAACCUAUACCAGCACUUAAACUAUUCACAUAUGGUACUAAACCCUAAGUUUAAGUGUCUACAUCUGAAGGAUUAGGAGCUUGUGAAUAAGAGGGUGUUUGUGAUUUUAGUUUUGAGUAGACAAAAUUAUUCAUUUUGUAAUCAUAUAGUGUAAGCAAUGAAUUUAUGGUUCUGAGUUUUUCUAUUCUAUCAUAAGAGCAAUUUACUUUGGUAGCUAAUGAUUUUACUAUUGAUUUUAGAGGUGCUGUUUGUAUAGAUAUUAAGAUUGUAUCAAAUGAUCCAAAUUUAUUUAAAUUAAUUUGUACUCUUGAGACUCAGAAUACUGAAGUAAUAGCAGAGGCUGGUACUAAUUAAUAUCCCAUAAUCUUUAACAAACUUUAUGGAUACAUCAAAAGAGAUCCAAGCCUAAUUGCUGCUUAAACAUUACUAGAAUUCAAUUCUAUUGUUCCUAACUCUGCCUCUCCUGAUGGAGGAGCUGAAAUAACUAUAUUAGGGUNUCAUCAUAAUCUACUUAAUAUAGAAAUUAUUAUGGUGAAUAACUUUGGGAUAAUUAAAAAGUUGUUAAUUCAAUUUCAUAAAUAAUCAAUUUAGAACAGAAUAAAUAUUAUUAUAUUGAAAUUUUUCAUAUUAAUACUGUAGGCAAAGGAUUCCUAACUCUAUCUAUGAAUGCCAACAUUAAUGAGUUGUAAGCACCAAACACAAGAUAAAGUUAAUUAUUUUAAGUAAAAACAUCCUACACACCUUAAAAUGAAAUCUAAGAAAUUAAUAUCUAUAAUUCCUAAGAAAAUUUAUUAUUGUUAGAUACUUUUAAAUUAAAAUUUAAGGACUCUAACCAUGAAUAAUUAUCAUUUAUUACUUAAGAUAUAACUCUUAACUUUAAUAGUGAUUAAAUUUAAAAAGCUCUUUUAGAUUGUUGUAAUUAUUUGACAUAAGUAAAAAUAAAUAAAUUAGAUUAUUCUGGAUUAGUUUUAGAUGAUACUUCUGAAUCAUAUGCUGGUCAUUAAUAUAUAAUAACAUAUCUUUCUCAUAGAGGAUAGAUAGAAGAUCGUUAUCUCCCUGAAUUAAUUUCAAUAUAGGAAUAAUUUAUUGUUAAUGUUCGCACUAUUCAAGAACCUUUAGAUCCUAUUUCUGGAUCUUUCAAAUUAUCAUUAUUUAAUCAAUUCACCCUAUUUGUAGAUUAAAAUAACAACUAAGAAUUAUCCUUUGAUGUUGAUCCUAGUAUUUUGGCUGAUAAUUUUUAUAGAUUAAUAGGUGAAAAACCAAUAGUUUGGACUGAGGGAAGACCAAAGGAUGGAUAGAUCUGGAAUAUAUUAUUUACCUCAUGUACAAAAACUAUACAAAAUUUCAAAUCUGAAUAAAAUAAUUUAUAAUCUGGAAAUGGAAAUGUUAAUUUGGAAGUCUUAAAUCUAAAAACUUGUAAUCUUCAAUUGUAUGAACCUAUACCAGCACUUAAACUAUUCACAUAUGGUACUAAACCCUAAGUUUAAGUGUCUACAUAUGAAGGAUUAGGAGCUUGUGAAUAAGAGGGUGUUUGUGAUUUUAGUUUUGAGUAGACAAAAUUAUUCAUUUUGUAAUCAUAUAGUGUAAGCAAUGAAUUUAUGGUUCUGAGUUUUUCUAUUCUAUCAUAAGAGCAAUUUACUUUGGUAGCUAAUGAUUUUACUAUUGAUUUUAGAGGUGCUGUCUGUAUAGAUAUUAAGAUUGUAUCAAAUGAUCCAAAUUUAUUUAAAUUAAUUUGUACUCUUGAGACUCAUAACACUGAAGUAAUAGCAGAGGCUGGUACUAAUUAAUAUCCCAUAAUCUUUAACAAACUUUAUGGAUACAUAAAAAGAGAUCCAAGCCUAAUUGCUGCUUAAACAUUACUAGAAUUCAAUUCUAUUGUUCCUAACUCUGCCUCUCCUGAUGGAGGAGCUGAAAUAACUAUAUUAGGGUUUGGAUUUCCUAAAGAUUUAUCUAGAAAAUUUGUACUAAAAAUGGGAAACACUUAGAUUAACCCUUUAACAAUAAGUAAUAAAAAGAUUGUAUUUAUACAUCCAUCUGGAACUGAUGGUACUAUAACAAUUUAAUUUAAUGGUAAUACUUUUAGUGAUAAUUCAUUUACUUAUGAUCCAGCCUAUAAAUUAACUAUAACAAAGUUAAGUUCUAAUAUAAUAUCCCCUUUUUUCAGGGAUACUUUAUAAGUAACAGGAACUAAUUUUGGUACAGUAUUAUAGGAUAUCAAAGCAUUUAUUUAGAAUAAAGAAAUUUAAGUAGUCGAUGUACAAGAUAAGUUGUUGACAGUGAAAGUCAAUGUUUCAUUAGAUACAUCUUUAUCUAAAAUAAUAAUUAAAAGAAAAUAAUAUGGAUAAAUAUUAACAUCAAUUUCAGUUGAAUUAAACAUAAACUUUAAUCCAAAUUCAUACGAAAUUAGAAGUAUAGGUGGUUCUUCUAUCUAUCUUUCUGGAUCUAAUUUUCUGAAUGGUCCUAGUGUCAUUGCAUCUAAUUCUGUUUACCCUUAGAUUUUUGAGAUAAGUCAGAGGAAUGCCACAAAUAUAGAUUGUAGUGGCCCACCUGAAAUAUUGGAUGUAUAAUUUGGAGUAUUUCAUCUUAUUUAGAACUUUAAAUAUGUAGGAACUUGUGCUAAUUGCAAAUUUUAAUAUCAAAAAGAUCCAUUUAUUUCUAAUUUUUUUGUUGGUGAGAAUUAAGUUGUCUAUAUAAGGCAUAAACCAAAGUACUUAAUGCUAUGGUCCGAAGAGGCAAAGCUAUAAUAAACCAAUCCUUUAUUAUUUUACAAAUAAUCUCAAUAUAUUGAUCCACUAUUAUCAUAUAGUUAAAUUUGGAAUAAUGAAAUAAUGAAUUUUACCCCAGGACAAGUUCUAAAAUUAUAAUUUUACUAUUAAAAACUCCCAAUAACAACGGCUGGUAUAUUAUUUGCUACUACAAAACUAUCCUUCACUUAAAAUGAUAAAACUAACUAUUCUAUCAAUACUUCAACAAUUAAUUAUUCCGUCUAUGUUACCGUUCCAGAAUUAACCUAAGGAAUACAUUUAACGUAAGCAAUGUAAUUGUACGCUGCUACUUUUCUAUAUUGGUAUACAAGAUUUGGUUUGGAAAUCACAUCUGUAACUGAUGCAACAAUUAGUGGAGGUAAAAUAAUAAUUAAUGGGUAUGGUUUUAAUGAACUUUACUUAAAAAAUAUUUAAGUUGAAGAUAAAGAAUGUAAAGAAAUAAAAGUCAUAAGUUCAGUAGAAAUAUCAUGUUUUUUAAAAACAAAACUAAUAGCUGGUUAAAAUACACUUACACUAAAUUAAUUUGAUUAAGAAAACUAAGAUACAUUAUUAACCAGAACAUUUGCAAUCAAUAUAAAAGAAGAUACUAUAACUCCAUAAGUAAAUAAAAUAUUAGUUGAUGGAAUAGAUAAAUUUGAUGCUACUAGGAAUUCAAUAGUGUAUAAUCCUGGAACUUUUAAAUUGAAAAUUGAAGGAAUAAAUUUAUUAGGAUAAGAAGUAGUAGUAUAAUUAUUAACUAAUACAGAAAUAAUUAUUGGAAUAAAGACUUCAACAACCUAGACUUAAACAUUAAUUGAAUAUGAAUUUUCAAGCAUUCCAAUAGGAAUUUAUUUGAUAGAAAUAAGAGUUGGUAAUUAUUAUGCAUCUUUUGUAAAUAAAGAUUAUUCAAAUUUAAUUGUGGAGUAAUCUCAAGCACCAACAUUAAGUAAUCCUUUUAUUUCUAGAGAUGGAAUUAUUUUUAAUAUAAAUGGUAAUGGAUUUUCAUCUAAUCUUUUAUCUAAUCUAGUUUAAUUUUGUGAUUUACCAUGCAAAGUGAUGUCAUCUAGUUUUAAUAGUUUAGAAGUCUUAGCUCCUAUGUUAUUUACAUCAUAAUUAAUUUAAUCUAUACCAUAUUCCAAAAUUAAUCUUAAAGAGUUAAUUAUAUCAGGAGAUAGAAUGGAAUUAGUUUAGAAUAUAUAUGAUGAAACAAUAUCAACAGACUACUCAUCUGAUUCAUAAACUUAAUGUUUCAUAUAAUUUAAUCUUUAGAGAUAAUUUGCAUAUUUAAGACUUGCUAAGUUAAGAUUCUAACCAAAAUUAGGAUUUUAGUAUAACAAAUUAAAAACAAUUAAAAUUUAGUAUACUAUAGAUGGUUAAAAUUGGAUAUCAUUAGAAUAAUUAAAAUAUAUAAAUGAAGGUUGGAAUGUUUUAAUACCUGAAAUAUAAAUAGAUAAGAUUAAUUCAAUUAAAUUUAUAGAUGAUUAAGGUAUUGAAGGUUCUUAAUGUUCAUUUUCAGAAAUUGAAUUAUAUGGUUGGAUACAUUUUGAUGAAAAUAAUCUAAAGAAUUGUCAACUUGAUAUUAAUGUUAAUGGUUUUUAAUUUAAUAGUAUAUCUAAUGCCGAGACAUUCUCAUAUCAAUAUUAACCAAUAGUAGAAUCAGUUGUACCUAGAUAUGGAUCUGUGAAUACAGAAACUGAAAUAACUAUAAAGGGUAAUGGAUUUAUUAAAGAUUAAACUACUGUAACUAUAGAUAAUAUCUAAUGUGUUUUAGUUAGUGUAACUAUUACUGAAAUUACUUGUAAAACAGGAAUCAAAACUGUGUUGACAGAGAAUAGUGGAUUUGUUGUUUAAGUAUAAAAAGCUUAAGCUCUUAUUAAAUAAGAGUUUAUGUAUAUUUAAAAAUGGUCAGAUGUUUCAACUUGGGAAUUUGAAAUACCAUAAGAUGAAGAUUCUGUUCUGAUUAAUAAUUAUUAAAAAGUAUUAUUAGAUGUCAAUACAAUAAUUCUUGAUAGAUUUGUUAUUGAGGGAACAUUAAUAUUUGCUGAUGAAUAAGAUAUCAAUUUGAUUGCAAAUUCAAUUAUUAUAAGAGAAGGUUCUUUAAUUAUUGGAUCUCAAGAUUAACCUUAUUAACAUUAGGCUAUAAUUAUAUUACGUGGAGAAGAGACUGAUAUUUAAUUCCCAUUAAUAGGUAACAAAGUUAUAGGAUGUGUAAAGUGUUAAAUUCAAAUGUUUGGAAGAAAAAGAACUUCAACUUAUAGUUUACUAGAUUAAAAAGUAUUAAAAGGAGAAAGCAUCAUAAAAUUAAGUACAACUGUGGAUUGGAAUGUUGGUGAAUAGAUAGUAAUUGCAACUAGUAGUUCUAAUAUUGAAGAGAAUGAAAUUAGAAUUAUCAAAUUUAUUAGUACUGAUAAAAAAAGCAUUACUUUAGAUUAAUCACUUAUUUAUACCCAUUUAUCAGAGGGAUAAUACAAAACUGAAGUUGGUUUGUUAUCAAGAAACAUUUUGAUUUAAGCAGAAUAAUAAAAUGGUUAUGGUGUUCAUAUUCAUAUUAAUGGAAAAUAAAAUUAAGGAACAAUUGUAAAAAUAUCAAAUGUUGAAAUAAAAAAUGGUGGAUAAACUAAUAUAGUUGGAAGAUAUCCAAUACACUUUUACAAUAAUGAAGAAAUGGAUUAAUCACNAUCUAGUUUAAUUUUGUGA